Messenger RNA from Alligator mississippiensis (American alligator), 1912 nucleotides. RefSeq names its product low density lipoprotein receptor class A domain containing 2 (gene LDLRAD2). Gene Ontology annotation, molecular function: protein binding. The record is from RefSeq and is a predicted model, not a curated record. The coding region runs from base 824 to 1912 and encodes 362 amino acids. The transcript has 5 exons. Lineage: Eukaryota; Metazoa; Chordata; Crocodylia; Alligatoridae.
UAACAGCUCUGCCAAUGCAGCCCGGCGAAGAGAUGUGCAGGGGCCAAAACCUGUGACAGCAGCAAAUGGCUCGCCUGCUGCAAAGCGGUCUCUCCCCCGUCUCGGCAGCCACUCCGAUGGACACAAACCCCUCGUGUUUCUUGACUUCCCGUCCUCUGCUUUGUAUUCAGCCCGGUGCUUUGGCGUGUGCUGGCCAGGUGCCUUAGGAGCUUGCUGCAUGGGGGACUGCAGUGGUUUUCAUCCGUUCCCAAUCAAACCCAACCCUCUCGUUGUUGGCCUGGAGCUCACAGUGCUUGGCCUCGUGCCUCUCUGGGUUAAAGCUCUGGUACUUGUCUGCCCCGCAGCUGUGCCCUCCAUACCUCCUCCUCGCUGCCCGGAUCUGGGCCGUGCCGGGAUGCUGUCACUAGCCUUUUAGCCUUGUCGUGGAUGCAAGUCCUGGGCAGCACAUUGCAUUGUCCUCCCCCCCCCAACCCCUUCUUCCAUUGCUCCAUCAAACUCCUGGAGUUUCCUUGGCAACCCCCUAACACAAAUCCUGACCGUAAAAAAGCAGGAUGAAGCAAGGACAAAGGGCAAGCUCUGGGAGUCCUUGUGCCCAGACAGCAGCAAGAAAAAAAAGGCCUCUUCCCUUUAAUCAACACCCAGGGCUGCUGCCUUUUGCUGUCCCCUCUGUUCCCAUGGCAGGCCACGCUAAAGGAGCCCCCAGCCUGGUUUGCUCACGGGAAGCCGGGAGGCCGCCGCGCUCCUCAGUCUCCCAGCUGUUGCCAUCCCAGACGGCGCGUCCUGCUCUUGCUCCGGACUUCGGGAUCUGCGCCGGUGGAAAGCGAUGGCGAAGAGCAGCCCGAGGCACUGCUUGCGCCUGCUGUCCGGGUGGCUGGUGCUGUUCAGCUGUGCGGUGGCGGAGGUCUCAUCCAUCGAGACAGUGAGCCUGGUGGAUUUCUGCGGCCAGACGCUCCAGGACAACGGCAUGAUUGUCACCUCUCACCGGGACUCGCGGCGCUAUUACUUCGUGGCUGUGGGCACCGACUGCCACCUGGUCAUGCAGGCCGCGGCCCCCCGCGACAAGGUCCAGUUCCAGUUCCGGUUCUUCCUGGUGUACAGCCUGCUGCGCCUGCCCCUGCCCGGCGGCCCUGCACCCAGCACCACCGCUACCCUGCCACCCCUGGGCAGCCCCAGGCCACCGCAGACCCCGUCGGGGGGCGACCGGGAGCCGCCCGACCCCUGCCACGCCGGCUCCUACGUGCAGUUCUACGACGGCCGGGGACGGGCGGCCGAGCCCCUGGGGCGUCCGCUGUGCGGGAAGAGCAUCCCUCGCCCCGUCCUGUCCACCGGGAACUUCCUGACACUGCGCCUGGUGACGCGGGGCCAGCAGCCACGCGUGGACUUUGUGGGCGACUUCACGUCCUUCCGGCUGGGCUUCAACAUGUCGGGGUGCGGCCAGGAGCCCUACUUCCCCUGCCGCAACGGCAAGUGCAUCCCCCAGAGCCUGGUGUGCGACAGCGCCGGUGUGGACAACUGUGGGGAUGGCUCCGACCAGGCUGCCCGCCCCCCGGCCAGCUGCAAAGGUCCGGUCCCCACCGCAGCACCUCUCCAGACUGCCAGGGCCCUGGCAGCCAGCUCCGCUUCCAGCUGCGGGAGGCCAGAGAAGAGCCAGUCCCCGCCUCAGGACACCAACCUCCAGGAGGACGCUGCUGAAGGUGGGCGGCUGGCUCUGCCGGCCCUCUCGGCGCUGCUGGGGGCUGCCGCGGGUGCUGGUCUCCUGCUCUGGUGCUGCUGCAGCCCUGGCUGGCUCGUCUGGAGACUCGGCGCCUGCCGCUUCCUGCCCGGAUGCAACUCAGCCUGCGCCGCCUGCCAGCUUUGCCCGCGCAGCUGCACCCGCCGUGGCAAGGUGGCCCCACGCCACCUGCCUGCCUGA